AUGUUCCAUUAUACUCACAAGAGUCGACCGAUACUACGAAGGUCAUUAUGUCAAUAUCAGUGUAGAUUAAAAUCCUCCAAACCUUCAAGCGAUAACAAUAAGAAGAAGAAAGUCAAUAACGAUCUGGCUAAUUCAUCUCAAUUAACAAAGAAAAAUCAGAACAAUAAUGAUCUUUCAAGUUUUAAAAUCAAAAAUGAACCUCCCAGGUCUUCACCAGCUCCGAUGGAUAAUAUAAUAAUGGAGACUUUACUUAAAAAGGACAACAAACCAUAUAUACCCAAAUCUCAGCAUAGAAGAGUAACAUUUGAUUAUCCAGAAUUACCAAACGAAGAUGAGUUCAAUACUUUGAAUAAAAAACCAAAAGUUAUUACGAGAUGGUCAAGAUAUUUUCCUAAAAUUUUGUCAUUCAUUGUGGCUGGUUGGGGUGCAUACACACUAAAAGUUUGGUAUUUUGAUAACCCCGAAGAAGGUGAAACUAGUAAUGAUUUAUUAUCUCCAAAUGAGUUUCAUAAAUUCAUAGUAACUCAUAAGGAACAGAUUGAUAAUGAUCAUUACAUAAUAGAAUUGAAACCAAAAUAUGAUAAAUGGGAAAUGAGUUUUGAAUCCAAUGCUGACUCAAAAUCUAUUUGGAAUGGAAACAAGAUUUGGUCAGUUGAAGUAAAACAACCCGAUAUUAAUGUUGUUAGGUCUUAUACUCCACUACCUUUAUACUAUUUGAAAUCCGAGUAUACUAGAUCAGGAGAAAGGAAGCCAUUAUUGAAAGUUUUAAAUCCAGAAACAGAUGGUAUUAAAGAAAAAGGGACAAUGUGUUUCUACGUCAAAAGGUAUCCACAUGGUGAGGUCUCUCGGUACAUAACUUCUCGAGAAGUAGGGCAAGAGCUAGAAUUAAGAGGGCCGCAGAUUGAAUAUAAAUUUCCAUAUCAUCCCUUGAACAAAUUACAUCAAAGACCAAUUUUUAAAGAUUUACCAUCUAAAGUUGAGCCAGAUAAUUCCAUUGAAUCUAUUAAAAAAUUUAACCGAUUACCAGAUGUUGAUAAUUUGAAUUUUUUUGCGGCAGGAACCGGUAUUGCUCCAAUUCUACAGGUAUUGUUUUCUGAAAAUCCUUAUAUGGGGUUUGUAAAUAUUCAUUAUUCUGCUCAAAAAUCAGGUGAGAUUGGGAUAUUGGAAAGGUUUUUAUUUUUUUUGUCAAAGUUGGAUCGAGUCAACAUGUAUUUUCAUUUGGAUAGUCAGGGAAAAUCUUCCAUUUUAAAUAAGAAGGAUAUCAAAAAACCUGAAACUCCAAAUUACAUCACACCCCAACGAAUGGAAUUAAAAACUAAGGCUUUGUCACCCGAAGAAUCGUUAAAACUUCGAAUGAGUAUACGAAAUGGUGAAGGUGAAUCUGAAAGUUACAAAAAAUUGAUCAGCUCAGCUGAAGAAAGGGGAGAAAGGUACGAUAGUGCUUUGGAACAAGCCAUGCAGACAUCAAAAAUCUCAAAGAAACCAGCUGCAUUAUCAAUCGUGUGCGGACCUGAGGGAUAUAUUGAAUACGUAGCAGGUCCAAAAGAUCUUGUAAAUAAAAGUCAGGGAGUAAUUGGAGGUUUGUUAGGAGAGAAAAAUUGGGACAAUUCGAAUGUAUACAAAUUAUAG
Molecule: messenger RNA, 1629 nt
Organism: Lodderomyces pseudojiufengensis
Lineage: Eukaryota; Fungi; Ascomycota; Pichiomycetes; Serinales; Debaryomycetaceae
Product: oxidoreductase
Exons: 1
Coding region: 1-1629 (542 amino acids)
Molecular function (GO): oxidoreductase activity
Source: RefSeq, a predicted model, not a curated record